AUGGAAGAUGCCAUGAAGUCUCUUUUGGAGUAUGGUAUCCCUAAUACGACAACCGGACUCCUCUCUAACAUUGUCAGGCCACCUGUCACUGCUCAACACUUCGAAUUGAAGCCACAGUUCAUUCAAUUCAUCUCUAAUGAUUCAUUUGCAGGCACACCACAUGAUUGCCCAGACAAGCUAGUGAAGGCCUUCUUAGUGAAGUUUUUGGGACAUGAGAAGACUGCCAGGUUGAGGAACGAGCUAUCCACCUUCCGACAAUCAGAUGACGAGUCUCUCUAUGAGGCUUGGAGAAGGUUCAAGAGGUUACAGAGACAAUGCCCUCAUCACGGUAUCCUAGAGUGGCUGUUGAUUCAAACCUUCUAUAAUGGCCUAACCCAUGAGUUCCGAAUCUACAUUGAUGCUGCAUCAGGGGGUUCUCUCUUGACAAAGAACCCAACUGAGGCAAAGGAGCUGAUUGAGAAGAUGGCAGCCAAUGAUAAUUAUCAUCUAGGAGGUCGUCAGAAUGUGAAAAAAGGAGGUAAGCUUGAUGUAGAUGCUUUGACUAUGUUAGCCAGUUCUGUGCAGGCACUAACAAGCAGGUUUGAUAAGUUCCAAGCUGGAACUUCUACUAGCCCACCGGAGGUUUGUCAAUUGUGCAAUGUUCAGGGCCACAUCGCACCGGAUUUCCCGCAGAAUAUGAGUGAGAUGUCUAUUGAACAAGCCAAUGCUUUCUACUCUUCGAAUUCCAAACAGUCUUUUGAUCCCUACUCCAAUUCUUACAAUGAAGGUUGGAAACAACAUCCCAACUUCUCUUAUAAGAACACCCAAGGACAACAGAACCCACCAUCACAACCAUCCCUAUCCAACAACUACAACUCACCACCCGGUUUCCAACAAAGAACACCUAUGAACCAACAACCAACGCAACUACUUCCCCAAAAAUCUAGCCUUGAGUUGAUGAUGGAGAGCUUCAUUACCACAACAAAUAGUGCCAUCCAACAACAAGGUAGCUCCAUCCAACAGUUGCAAGCCCAGAUUUUCUUGAGAAGAGAUGAACCAUCUCCGAGGCAAAUAGGUGAGAAGGUGUGCAGUGUGGAGUCUAGGAAAGAUGAAAGGGGCAAAGAUGUUCAAGGCCCCAAAUAUGUUGCUCCACCGGCUUAUGAGGAACCAUUGCCUUUCCCGCAAAGGUUGUCAAAAGCCGUACUCGAUAGACAUUUUGGGAAAUAUUGCGAAGCCCUUGAGAAGGUACAUGCUUCUACUCCCUUUUCCGAUCUUUUAAUUCAAAUGCCUCAAUUUGCAAAUUUUGUGAAGACUAUGAAAGAUCAACAAAAUGAUAAGGAAGUAGUAAAUAAGAAGGGCCCUACUCUCUUAUAUGAUAACCUACCACCUAAGCUGCAUGAUCCGGGUAGUUUCAUUAUUCCCUGCACGAUAAACGAGAAAUUUUUCGAUAGGGUUUUGUGCGAUUUAGGUGCUGGUGGUAACUUAAUGCCUUAUUCAUUAUAUGAGAGUUUAGGCUUGCAAGGACUUAAACCUUCCCCUAUCUCUCUUCAAUUGGCUGAUAGAACCUCUAGACUCCCUAAGGGUGUUGUUGAAGAUGUAUUAGUUACGGUUGGCGAACUUGUUUUUCCUGUUGAUUUUGUCGUCAUGGAUAUGAAAGAAGAUCGUAAGAUCCCGAUCAUAUUUGGUCGACCAUUCCUCGCCACAAGUCAAGCCCUAAUAGAUUUUCCCGAAGGACAAGCCACCAUUAGGGCCCAGGAUAAACAAGUCAUGUUCAAGCUCUUUGAUGAACAUAAUUCUAUAUUUGAUGGUGGUACUUGCUUAAGAAUCGAUGCUACUAACCCUUUGUUUGAUAAGUAUGUAUUUGAUAGAAAUUUCGUGAGAAGAAAGGACAAAAUUCCACCCGAUGAUGUGCUUGGCCACAUAAAGGUGAGUUCGGAUAAAAGGCAGGCAAUCAUUCCCAUGGGCAACAUUGCGGAGUUCCCCUUUCGUGUGGUGAUCCCGGUUGAGCCAAUGAGUAUCACUACGGUCAAGCUAAAGACCUUAUAA
Messenger RNA from Chenopodium quinoa (quinoa), 2025 nucleotides. RefSeq lists its product as uncharacterized. The transcript has 3 exons. Bases 1 to 2025 code for a protein of 674 amino acids. Lineage: Eukaryota; Viridiplantae; Streptophyta; Magnoliopsida; Caryophyllales; Amaranthaceae. The record is from RefSeq and is a predicted model, not a curated record.